Messenger RNA from Australozyma saopauloensis, 1704 nucleotides. It is a transcript of the gene XUT1, whose product is annotated as Xut1p. Bases 1 to 1704 code for a protein of 567 amino acids. Lineage: Eukaryota; Fungi; Ascomycota; Pichiomycetes; Serinales; Metschnikowiaceae. Gene Ontology annotation, cellular component: plasma membrane; fungal-type vacuole. The record is from RefSeq and is a predicted model, not a curated record. The transcript has a single exon. Gene Ontology annotation, molecular function: xanthine transmembrane transporter activity. Gene Ontology annotation, biological process: xanthine transport; transmembrane transport.
AUGAUCGCAUUUAACGGCGCCUCGGUUAAGCGCCUUGCUAAGAAAGCCGUAUCUAGAGAGUUCUUACUUGGAGACUAUGAUUAUGGGUACCUUUUUACCCCAGAAAUGCCAUUUACCAAAAAACCGCCAAAGACACAGCCAUUUUUUGGAUUGAACUCGGAAAUGCCUGUUGUUUUGGGCCUCUUGCUUGGGUUCCAACAUGCUUUGGCCAUGUUGGCUGGUGUCAUUACACCUCCAAUCAUCAUUUCUUUGGCAGCAAACCUAACGCUUGAUGUUCAGCAGUACUUGGUUUCAGCGUCUCUUAUUUCAUCCGGCCUUUUAUCUCUCAUCCAGAUUUCUCGGUUCAGAAUUCCAAAGACAAAGUACUUUGUGGGAACAGGUUUGUUGUCGGUGGUUGGUACUUCGUUUGCAACUAUCACUAUUGUCACCAAAGCGUUUCCAUUGAUGUAUUCCAACGGUAUGUGUCCUACUACAAAUGGAGUCCCGGGACCAUGUCCAGAUGGCUAUGGUAUGAUUUUGGCAACAGGCUCUCUCUGUGCUCUUUUAGAAAUCCUUUUGUCCUUUUGCCCUGCAAAGAUCUUGCAGAAAGUGUUUCCUCCUUUGGUCACUGGUCCUGUUGUUCUUUUGAUUGGUACUCAUUUGGUUGAGAGCGGCUUCAACGACUGGAUCGGAGGUUCCGCUUGUGUCGGAAAGCUUUGUGCCAAAAACUUGCCUUGGGGCUCUGCUCAGUUCAUUGGUCUUGGAUUUUUGGUGUAUGUCUCGAUCAUUAUUUUUGAGAAGUACGGCUCGCCCAUCAUGAAGUCAUGUGCUGUGAUUUUGGGUUUGCUUGUGGGCUGUAUCGUAGCCGCUGCUUGCGGUUAUUUUACCGAUGCUGGUAUCAAGAAGGCCCCUGUUGCCACAUUCUUGUGGGUUCACACUUUCAAAUUGAAAAUCUAUGCUCCCGCCAUUCUACCUUUCUUGGCUGUCUACAUCGUGUUAAUGAUGGAGGCCAUUGGUGACAUCACUGCGACCUCCGAUGUAUCGAGAUUAGAAGUUGAGGGUGAAUUGUACGAGUCCAGAAUUCAAGGCGGUGUUUUAGCUGAUGGAUUUAAUGGUGUUUUGUCUGGUUUGUUCACAAUCACCCCAAUGUCCGUUUUUGCCCAGAACAAUGGUGUCAUUUCCAUCACAAAGUGUGCAAACAGAACGGUAGGAUUUUGGUGUGCUUUCUUUUUGGUCAUCAUGGGCGUCUUUGCCAAGUUUGCUGCUGCUAUUGUCUCUAUUCCAAAACCGGUUUUGGGAGGUAUGACUUCAUUCUUGUUUACUUCGGUCGCUGUUUCUGGAAUCAAGAUUAUCUGUACCACUGAAUUUCUGAGAAGAGACAGAUUUGUCUUGACUGCCUCUCUUUUGCCUGGAUUGGGCGCCACUUUGGUACCAAACUGGUUUAACAAUGUCUUUACCUACUCUGGACCCAACAAGGGUUUGCAUGGAUUCUUUGAUGCUAUUAUUUUGGUCAUGGAGACAGGAUUUGCGCUCACUGGUCUUCUUGGUGUAAUUUUGAACUUGAUUAUCCCUCCAAUGGCUGAUGAUGUCGAAGAAAUUAAUGAAGUGGUAUUGGAGACUAUUGGCUCCGCUGAUCAACAUGCUUUAGAAGUCUAUGCCACGAAAGAGAAAAGCGUUCUUAACAGACCAGUCCACGAAACCUCGUCCUCUUCCGCAUCUAAGUAA